Messenger RNA from Struthio camelus australis, 4691 nucleotides. It is a transcript of the gene CUL4B, whose product is annotated as cullin 4B. Lineage: Eukaryota; Metazoa; Chordata; Aves; Struthioniformes; Struthionidae. The record is from RefSeq and is a predicted model, not a curated record. Gene Ontology annotation, cellular component: Cul4B-RING E3 ubiquitin ligase complex. Gene Ontology annotation, molecular function: ubiquitin protein ligase binding. Gene Ontology annotation, biological process: DNA damage response; ubiquitin-dependent protein catabolic process; protein ubiquitination.
GCCGCUCCCCGAGACAGGCGCCAGCGCUGAGACAAACCGCGAGAAGAAACACAGUAACACGGAAAAGGGGGAGAGGGGAGAUAAAGCGAUUCCUCCGCCGAAGAAGAGAGCAGAGGAGAGGGAGCGCGGAGAGGCUCCGCUGAUAAAAGGAGGAGAGAGAAAGGAGUGGAAAGACUCCCCCGGGAGACAGCAAACAGAGACUCACUCUCUCUCCCUUCGUCACACCACCAGGAUUUGAUGCCCCUCAGCCUGUUCACUUCUGUGUGUUCAUGUUUCCCACAGGUUUCUCUUCCCCCAACCCCCCAGCAGCAGCUCAGGAGGUCAGACCUGCCACUGAUGGUAAUAGCAGCAGCAGCAGCUCCUCCUGCAAGAAGAGAAAGUUAAAUAACAGCAGCAACAACUCUGAGAGAGAAGAAUUUGAUUCCAUUUCCUCCUGCUCCUCUUCUCCUUCCAAAAACAACUCCUCAUCUUCCUCCGUCAUCACCACGUCCUCCUGCUCCUCCUCAGGGGUUGCCUCCUCCAACCAUCACCUCCAGAAGAAGCUGCGCUUUGAGGACUCCUUGGAUUUUAUUGGACUCGAUGUGAAGAUGGCCGAAGAGUCAUCUUCCUCCUCCUCUCCUGCUGCCUCUUCUCAACAGCAGCACCAACAACAGCUCAAAAAUAAAAGCCUUUUAAUUUCUUCAGUGGCUGUGGGGCAUCAUGCAAAUGGCCUGACCAAAGCUGCCUCCUCUACUGUUUCCAGUUUUGCCAACAGUAAACCUGGUUCUGCGAAGAAACUAGUGAUCAAGAACUUUAAAGAUAAACCCAAAUUGCCUGAAAACUACACAGAUGAAACUUGGCAAAAACUGAAAGAAGCUGUAGAAGCUAUCCAGAACAGUACUUCAAUUAAAUACAAUUUAGAGGAGCUCUAUCAGGCUGUUGAAAAUCUCUGCUCCUACAAGAUUUCUGCAAACUUGUAUAAACAAUUGAGACAGAUCUGUGAAGACCACAUUAAAGCACAAAUUCACCAAUUCAGAGAGGAUUCAUUGGAUAGUGUCCUUUUUCUAAAGAAAAUAGACAAAUGUUGGCAAGAUCACUGCAGACAAAUGAUCAUGAUUAGAAGUAUUUUUUUGUUCUUGGAUCGAACUUACGUACUUCAGAAUUCAAUGCUGCCGUCUAUUUGGGAUAUGGGGCUAGAAUUAUUCAGGACUCAUAUAAUUAGUGACCAGAAGGUUCAGAACAAAACUAUCGAUGGCAUUCUUCUACUGAUUGAGAGGGAAAGAAAUGGUGAGGCUAUUGACAGGAGUUUACUGCGAAGCCUUUUAAGCAUGCUUUCUGACUUGCAGAUCUAUCAAGAUUCUUUCGAACAUAGAUUCUUGGAAGAGACUAACCGUCUGUAUGCAGCAGAGGGACAGAGGCUUAUGCAGGAACGAGAGGUUCCAGAAUAUCUUCAUCAUGUCAACAAGCGCUUGGAAGAAGAAGCAGAUAGGAUAAUCACUUAUUUAGAUCAGAGCACGCAGAAGCCACUAAUUGCUACUGUAGAAAAGCAACUUCUAGGUGAACAUUUAACAGCCAUUCUUCAGAAAGGUUUAAACCAUCUCCUUGAUGAAAACCGAAUUCAAGACCUGUCUCUUCUGUAUCAGUUGUUCAGCCGGGUGAGAGGCGGAGUGCAGGUUCUCUUGCAACACUGGAUUGAAUACAUAAAGGCAUUUGGUAGCACCAUAGUAAUCAAUCCAGAAAAAGACAAAACUAUGGUCCAAGAACUACUUGAUUUUAAAGAUAAAGUUGACCAUAUUAUUGAUGUUUGCUUUCUCAAGAAUGAGAAGUUUGUAAACGCCAUGAAAGAAGCAUUUGAAACAUUCAUUAACAAAAGACCAAAUAAGCCAGCUGAACUCAUCGCUAAAUAUGUAGAUUCAAAGCUUCGUGCAGGCAACAAAGAAGCUACUGAUGAAGAACUUGAAAAAAUGCUGGAUAAAAUCAUGAUCAUAUUUAGGUUCAUAUAUGGAAAAGAUGUGUUUGAGGCGUUUUAUAAAAAAGAUCUAGCAAAGAGGCUACUAGUUGGGAAAAGUGCAUCAGUAGAUGCUGAAAAAUCGAUGCUUUCCAAACUCAAACAUGAAUGUGGAGCUGCUUUCACCAGCAAACUUGAAGGAAUGUUUAAAGAUAUGGAGCUUUCAAAAGACAUAAUGAUACAAUUUAAACAGUAUAUGCAAAAUCAGAACGUACCCGGAAACAUUGAACUAACAGUGAAUAUACUGACUAUGGGUUACUGGCCUACCUAUGUGCCUAUGGAGGUCCACUUGCCCCCAGAGAUGGUAAAACUGCAGGAGAUUUUCAAGACCUUUUAUUUAGGAAAACACAGUGGUAGGAAACUUCAGUGGCAGUCAACACUAGGACACUGUGUACUAAAAGCAGAAUUUAAAGAGGGCAAAAAAGAGCUUCAGGUCUCCUUGUUCCAGACACUGGUGCUGCUCAUGUUUAAUGAAGGAGAGGAGUUCAGUUUAGAGGAGAUAAAGCAAGCCACUGGGAUAGAGGAUGGAGAGCUGAGAAGAACACUUCAAUCUCUGGCUUGUGGCAAAGCCAGAGUACUGACUAAAAGCCCCAAAGGCAAAGAUGUGGAAGACGGUGAUAAAUUCACAUGCAAUGAUGACUUUAGACAUAAGCUUUUCAGGAUAAAGAUCAACCAAAUUCAAAUGAAAGAAACGGUAGAGGAACAGGCAAGCACUACAGAGAGAGUAUUCCAGGACCGGCAAUAUCAGAUUGAUGCUGCAAUUGUACGAAUCAUGAAGAUGCGCAAGACAUUGAGUCAUAACUUGCUUGUGUCGGAGGUUUACAACCAGCUUAAAUUCCCAGUAAAGCCUGCUGACCUUAAGAAGAGAAUAGAAUCCUUAAUUGACAGGGACUACAUGGAAAGAGAUAAAGAGAACCCAAAUCAAUACAACUAUAUUGCAUAAACAUAUGUUGGCCUUUGUUUUACUGCACACUUGGUGUCAUACGCAAUUGCCAGUGGAUAAACUAGCCUGUUGAUCCCGUUAAUUGACUUUUUAUACUACCGAUGACUGAAUGAAAGCAGUGUAAUGGAAAAAUAUAGUAGAGUGGACUUCUUUCAGUGGUUAACAUGCCCAUUUAAAGAGUACUAUUUACAUUUUAAGAAGAAUGCUGUUGAACUCUUUGCAUGUUGUUUAGUGAGAUGUGCAGAAGGCUGCAAGAAAGUACCUGGUCUUCGUGAUUCCAUUUGUCUCUGGGUCUGAAGAGGAGUCCCUUGAUAUAUGGCAGAUGUCUUUCACACCUUUAAACAGAAACAGAAGGUUAAUUAAUAUAAGAAAAUAGCCUUUAAAAUGCUUAAACUGCAUGCAAACUUUUAAUUUACUGUACAGAAUGCAUUUCAGUUAGCAACAUACCAUUGGUUUGGUUGAUACCCACACUUGGAUUUUUCCCUUGAGGGAGGGAAAAUGGGGAAUAAGCCAAGCUGUGCUUAUGAUCUAGUGGAAUAUAUUCUUGGACGCGAUUAAGACAUAAUGGUACCAAUAUAAAAUGAUGUAUAAAGUUUGCAGUGUGGGCAUAUAUGUUAUAUAUACAAACACCAUUCUUAAAUAACUGCUACAACAAAACAGAUUCAGAUCUAUAUUUAUAUGGCUUGCCUAUAAAACUUAGUGUUCACCUUUGGGAAUUUUAAGCAUAAAACAGCCAUAAUGGAAAAAGUGACUUUUUUUUUUUUACUAGUCAUGGGUAGGAGGCCUUCACCUCUUGGCAGCAAUACUCUACAAAAGAGAAUCUAUGUAAAGAUAUUUAUGAAAAGCCACACUGUUCUUUUGAUAAAGCUGUAAGAACAAAAAUUGCAAAUGGGUUUUAAUACUUGUUUUGCUUUGCAACAUUCUAAACUUGAACUAACCUCAAGGUUUAGACAGGGCAGCUCUUAAUACGACUGCCCUGCUUUGGAUUGCUUUAACUUAAAGCUUUAAGAAUUCAGCCCUAGAUGUGGCAGGCCUCCUAGAACCCAGAAGCCUACCUCUCAUAUAAGAAAAGAUAGUUAAGUAUUGCUACGAGGCAUCUAGAAGCUAUUUCCUUAGAUGACCAGAGAGCAUUCUUUGCAUCUUUAUAAAACAUGGGAGAAUAAGUCACUUGAAUGUAGAGCUUUGUUUCAAUAGACGGAUUUUUAUUGCUAUAGUAGUGUAUGCCAGGAAUAUAUGGGGGGAGGGGAAAAAAGUGUCACCAGAAAAGGUAACUCCUCCACGUAACAGUUCUUCCUUACCCAGCCAAGCUUUAGACCUACCAUCAGCUGUGUUGCAGAGCACAAUGAAAAACCUCAUCCUCUUUCAGGCACUGACAGUCCUGGGGAACACCAGAUAUUUCUUGAAACAAGAUGUUACUUUUGUUUAAAGGCAGUGUAACUUAACUCCUUAUCUAUAACUUUUAUCACUGUGAUCCCAUAUUCAGGGGGGUGUGUGUGAGAGGGGGAGAAUGUGUGUGUGUGUGUAUAUUUAUAUAUUGUAUCUGACACAUCCCAUCCUUAAUGCUUUUUUGAUCCACUGUUCAAUUCUGUAUUUUCUCCAGCUGUGUUUUUCUCCAGUUCUUCUAUAGACAGUCCUCAGUUGACAGAUGAAGCAGAUGUUUUCUUCCUACUAAAUUAAUUGCUGCCAUCCACUACUAAUUGUCAUAUAGCUCGUGAUACAAUCUGCAGAAAAUCUACCUAUCCCUUGAUGCGAUUGCAGCAU